AUGAAUUUGGUGACGUUCCUGAUACCAUGUCUGACGAUAUUAUUUCAACAAGCUAUUGGUCAGGAUGAAGCCUAUCGAAAACAUUCAUGUGACAAUGAAGACAUAAAAAAAAUCAUUAUCAACACGCACAAUGAGCUAAGAGCAAAAGUGGACCCUUCUCCAAGCAACAUGCUGAAAUUGGUAUGGGAUGACGAAGCAGCAGCAAAUGCAUUAAAGUGGGCAAAGAAGUGUAAACAUUGUCACAGCUCACCAGAUGAAAGAGAGAUCUCCGAGUGUGAUUGCGGGGAAAACCUAUACAUGACCAACAGGCUGUACAACUGGACUAAGAUUAUCCAAGGCUGGUUUGAUGAGAAAAAAGACUUUAAACAUGGAACUGGUGCAACAUCAAAAGGCGCUUGCAUUGGCCAUUAUACCCAGCUCGUCUGGUACAGAACCUAUAAAAUGGGUUGUGCACUAGCUUAUUGUCCCAAGCAGGAAAUGAUUUACUAUUAUGUUUGCCAAUACUGCCCUGCGUAA
Molecule: messenger RNA, 516 nt
Organism: Bufo bufo (common toad)
Lineage: Eukaryota; Metazoa; Chordata; Amphibia; Anura; Bufonidae
Product: cysteine-rich secretory protein 2-like
Exons: 5
Coding region: 1-516 (171 amino acids)
Cellular component (GO): extracellular region
Source: RefSeq, a predicted model, not a curated record